AUGGGUUCGAUGCUAUCCCGUGGUUCUGACCGCGGGAGGGGAACCUGGUUCCCGCCUUUUGCAGUGAACAUCCCCUCCAAUUGCAUCGCCCUGGUGGCGAACGCGCCUGGAGGCUUGCGAGCAGUGACCUUAGAAGGAGAAAGUGGUGAGCGGCUGUUGGAGGCUGCGUUGAGGCAGCGGGUUGGUGGGCAGGCCAGCCCAACCACACCGGAGGAGGCACUGGUCCCGAGAGAGGAGAGGGCUUCGGGGUCGGCUGAUCCGCUGGCUUUGGUCAGCGCAAACCAACCACAGAGGAGGCGACCUGGUGCCCCGAUGACACCUAACACGGAGGCAGCCAGCAAAUGGAGGAGGGGAAGCGCGGCAGAUGGGACAAGGCGACCCAGACUGCUUUGGACUCCGGGCACGCCCCGCACGAAGAGUGCCCUGUUCAAGCUGUGGUGCGACAUCCUGGCGGCCAGGAAUCUGCCCUCACUGCCGGUAGAUGCUGAGAAGCUCGGCAUCGUGAGCUCCCGGGUAGAACUGGGCUGCAUCAUGCUCAAUGAAGUCGAGCUGGAUGAGUGGAACUCCUUGGUGACCAUCAGCCUCACGGUUUCCAAGACGGACCAAUAUGCCCGUGGCUGCAAGCGCACCCUUGGUUGCAGGUGCAAUGCCAAGGAGCCGGUAGUUUGCCCGUUUUGUGUGGCGGGCGUGUUGGUGAGCCACCAGGAGGUGAUGUCGGGCAUCGAGCAUGGAACAGAGGCUGCAGCCGACUGGCCGCUCAUCAGUCAGGAGGGUGACCCGUCGAAGCUGGUGCCGAAGGAGUCUAUGCUGGCCGCGCUCAAGGAGGACGCCAUCUACCUUAAGGAUAUGGACCUGGUCUCGGGGCACAGUCUCAGGAGGUCCGGGGUGAAGCAUUGGGUGAAGGCCGGAGUGCCAGAGGAGCUGAUCAUGUUUCUCACGAGGCAUUCGAGCUCAGCAGUCAAGGCCUACAUCGAAGACGCCAGAGAGUCGUCGCCCGUGGUGCACAACAAGAUCGUUGGCAACUUGGAAGAGCUCACAAACAAGAUCGCUGAAGAACACAAGAACCAGAAGCAGGUCGCGCACUUCGACGCGGAUUCGGUGAAAUCCCUGUUGCGAGCCUACCUGAAACCACCGGUUGUGACCAACUUAGCUACGUUGAAGUUCCAUGCCACCUCGAUGUCCAACAACCACCUGAUCCCAAGUAGGUGGCAGACGGCGUGUGGAUGGUGCUAUGUGGCGGCCGGGCAGCUCGUGAAGCCAGCUGCCUCAUAUGAGGAGAUUCCGACGGAAGCAACGCCAUGUACAAAGUGCAUGAACUAUCUGCCGUAUUGGGCGGCGGUGUAG
Molecule: messenger RNA, 1344 nt
Organism: Durusdinium trenchii
Lineage: Eukaryota; Dinophyceae; Suessiales; Symbiodiniaceae
Source: the annotation of a GenBank genome assembly